Messenger RNA from Portunus trituberculatus (swimming crab), 3970 nucleotides. Its product is annotated as hemicentin-1-like. Gene Ontology annotation, molecular function: protein binding. The coding region runs from base 562 to 3900 and encodes 1112 amino acids. The transcript is spliced from 15 exons. The record is from RefSeq and is a predicted model, not a curated record. NCBI's taxonomy places the organism in Eukaryota, Metazoa, Arthropoda, Malacostraca, Decapoda, Portunidae.
GCGGCCCCGUGACCAGCUCGGCCAGACGGCCUCGGCAGAGGUGAGCGCUCAGUGUGCUUCAGACCCGCGGCGCGGUGAGAGUGGCCUGCGUGGCGCGGCACGGCGGACACGCUUGGUGGUGGCUGUGUUUACUGUGCGAACUGUUGCUGUGCUGCUGCUGCUGUCAAGACGCCCCACAUGACACUCGACAUGGCCCCUGGUCUGGACCUCCACCGCCCUCCUUGAUGUCCCUCCCGCCCCUGCGGCUGGGCGGCGUGACACUUUGCGACAGCUGCAGUGCUCGUGCUGGAGAUCAUGACAACUUCUCAAGGCGUCGCCGCCCUUAAGACCCUCCGGGCGUGACUCUGAAAAGCGGCCGUGUUUGUUACUGGUGUACACAAAUGCUCGAUAUUUUUGUAUAGCCGUCACAUAUCUGUCUUGUGUAUAUUUUCUUCGCGAGAUAAGUAAUCUUGUAUCGUAGUAGUUAGGAAUGCAAAUGUUAUCAAGUGCCUCAGUGGCCUCAGACGCGCUGGUGUGACGGAGGGCAGGCCAGUCGCUCCCUGCUGCCUGCUGGGCCGGGUCAUGGCGCUCCUGCCGCUGCUGCUGGAGUGGGCCGCCCUGCUGGUGGCCCUCUCGGCUGUACGUGCCACAGAGGAAGCGCCCCUGGUGGCCGUGUACGCCGUGCGAGGCCAGACGGCGCUCCUGCCCUGCAACCUGACGUCCGGCGACCUGGAGGACCCCGUGAUCCUGGUGCUCUGGUACAAGAACGGCACCAAGACGCCCGUGUUCAGUAUGGACGCAAGGAAAAAAUCUCCAGACCAUAGGAAGCGAUUGGGGGAGAGCAGCUCGGGGCAGCGGAGGACCGGCAGCAGUCGAGCCUCAGAUGUAUUCCAGGGACGCGCCGCUCUUCGGGAGGAGGAGUGGAGCUACUCUCUGAUGGUGCGGCAGGUUGGCUUCAGCGACGAGGGGGAGUACCGGUGCAGGCUUGAUUUCCAGGCCUCCCCCACGCACAACGCCAGAGUCAGGCUGCACGUUGUGGAACUCCCGAAGCAGCUACGCAUCUACAGCCACGGCGGGGCGCUAGUCGACACUGCGGCGGCUGUGCAGGAGGCCCACCCGCUCACUCUAUCAUGCAGGGCCACAGGAGGCAUACCGCUUCCUAACGUCACUUGGUGGUCGGGGACAAAGGUGCUGGAUUCCACAGUGGAGGAGCGGCAGGAGGGAGGAGUGCUCACUACCUUCGACUCCACCACCACCGCCGCCACGAACGCCAUCACCACCCUCACGCCAAUUAGCUCCUACGUCACCAAUACGCUUCACAUCGCCGCCGUCACACGCUACCACCUGACUCACAACCUCACCUGUAGGGCAGCCAACACGCCCGUCUUCCCGCCACUCACAGCGCCCGUCCUCCUCACACAGACAGACUCACGGCCGAAAGUGAAGCUCCGGGGACCAAACGGAAGGCUGUCAGGUGGGCACCAGUACAGAUUUACCUGCGAGUCGAUUGGUGUGCGCCCUCCGCCUGUUCUCUCCUGGUGGCUCGCUGGUCAACUCCUCACCCACAAUAUUGAGAUGCGAAGCCCCAGCAAGGACUCCACCGUGUCUCAGCUGAGCAUGGUGGCAGCGGCGGCGGAUGACGGGGCGGUGUUGGAGUGUCGUUCCGGAGCCCCGACACUGCCGCACCUCACCUCCUCAGACUCCACGCGCCUCACGGUCCAUUACGUACCGGAGGCGAGCAUAAGUCUCAUGCGCUACGGACGAGAGGGCGAGACUGAGGCGCAAGAGAGCAGGUCAAGGGAGGAUGGGGACAGAGGACUAAGGGCUGGAGACUCUGCCACCCUCACCUGCACCGCUCGAGCAAACCCACCUGCCUACAACUUUACCUUUAUGUUUAACGGUCGUCCGCUCAACAGGGCGGACGUGGUGGGCGGCGGGAGGAGCCUUCGUCUACUGCAUCUUACUCAUCGUGACGCGGGGCUUUACACCUGCGUGGCCUCCAAUCCUGAGGGCGAUGGUCAGAGCAACGCCGUGGCUCUCCAUAUAGAGUACCCCCCCGUGUGUGAGUGGGAGGGAGUGCGGGAGGUGAUGGCCGUGGUGGGAGAAAUUGUAGAGAUGGAAUGUCGUGUUAGGGCGUCUCCACCUCACGUUUCGUACACCUGGGAGAGCACCUCAGCCUCGCCCUUAAAUGUGGGACAGAUUCGAGUCAAGCUGAGACACGAGGAUGAGGGACUGCGCUCCAUUGGGUUCAUCCGCGCAAAGAACAUCUCAGUCACCAUUGCUGGCAGGAAUAGAGGGCAGACGGCGGAGUGUCACGCGGAGAAUGACGUUGGCUCCGCUGACCAUCCUUGCUUCUUCAGUAUCCUGCUAAUUGAGCAGCCAAGCACGCUGAUUGGCUGUUACUAUCAUGACGUCACGACGGACUCAGCCGGUGUGACCUGCUCGCCAGGUGCCAGUGUGGGUCAGCUCCCCGAGACUUACCAUAUUGAGGUGCGCGAGGGCGGGGUGGUGGUGGCUGCCUAUAACAACACCGAGCCGCGUUUCAACCUCACUUCUUUGGCGCCGGGAAGGGACUACGUGCUGGGUAUGUUCGCCUCGCACGCUCGGGGACGCGGCCACCAGUUCACCCUCGUCAUGAAGACCCACACCCCGAAAGCAGAGCAGGUGGCGCCGGAGAGGGUGCGGCCUGCUAACCCAGUGAACAAGGGUGGGGAGGUGCCGCCUCAGCCCACGGAGUCCCCCAGGAAUGGCGGCGUGGGGGCUCCCAUCGGCAUCCUUGUGUCGGGCGUGGUGGGGGUGGUGGUGGGCGUAGCGGUGGUGGUGACGGGCGUUGUGAUCUGCCGCGCUCGCCAGGUACACACCUCCCCCUCCUCGUCCUCCUCGUCAGGGAAGGGCAACCAGUACCUGAAGACGUCCGGGGACCCGCUCAUCGAGGUUCCUCAGAGCGCCUCUUUCCACUCCGCUGCUACGUCGCCUUCCUGCGAGAUGAUGACCACCUUCGCGUCAGGCCCCGUGGUGGUGACCCAGGUAACUCCGGCCAGGCGAUCCUCCACACGCAGUCUCCACGGACGCCCUUCCACCCGCGGCGGGCCCGUACAAGUGGUGGAGGUGGAGGCUGACGGCAUUACGACGCCCACAGUGGAGAUUGAGUCCCCGUCGAGGUCGAGAGUGAGUCUGAGGGGCAGCGGCUUCACCCCGAGUGACUCAUCCACGUCGUCGGUUCGCUUCGACCUUCAUCAGAAAAAUGAAUCUGAAUCUCGAACGGAACCACUCCUGGCAUAUUCACAGUCACACCUGGAAACCCACGCCGCCUCGGAACACCCUCUCCAGAUCCCCACUGUCGCCUUAACGCAAGAAAUGCCCAAUAUCCAGCUUCACCCCACCGCCUCCCUCACCCCGGGCGGCACUCUCCCCCGCCCCGCCAAACCCUACACCACCACCCUCCCACAGACCGCCAUCCUGCACACCGCCCUGCCUCCCCCACCCCACACCAUCACCUACAGCCCGUCACCCUCACAUCCCACCGCAAACCCUUCUAAUAUUCCUCAUGUUACGCUCACCAUUCCGCACCUGCAGAGUAAUCCUGAGUCCCGGCUCCCCGUCCCCCUCCAGCACUGCCCCUCCACCACCCUGCCCCGGAACCUGACGCUCUCCCGCCUCGCCUCGCAGGUUCACUCAGCGCCUGACCCGCAGGACUACACGAGAACCUUCACCUCUCAGCCUCUCUCAGUCCCCCACGAGGCCCUCCACGUUGCCAGGGGCUUGGAGGGGAACCAGGACGCGGAGCAGCACUCUCAAGCACGUCCUCAGCCCCCCAGGGACCCCAGGGAGCCAGGCCAACCCCCAGGGACCCAUACACUCCACCAACAUUCAACAUUACCUGAGAAUAUUUCAAUAAAGCUUCACUCAACUUUUCGGUAGUCUGGCUCUUCAUUACCCUUGCUGGAGGUGCAGGAGGCGGCCAGGCUUUGGUGUGUUCUCCCUGCUAGUC